ACUAAGGUAUUUUUGUUUCGAAUUUGAGCGGUUUAGGUAUCACAAAACAACGAUGGCUCCUUCUGGAUUGGUGUACGCUUUUGGUUUACUUCUGGUGUGUAUUUUCAUAGCUAGUUCUAAAGCCGACUGCCCACCUGGUUAUUGGGGCGAAAAAUGUGUGAAUUACUGUGGCCACUGCAAAAGACUUCAAACUACUGGUAACUGCAAUGCCGCUGGAAAUAGCUCAGAAUGUCAAAAUGCCCAAGAAAGCCGCCUUAAAAAAGGGCCGUCCCCAAAGGGCCACGAACGAAUGAAGUACACUGAUGACUAUGACCGAAACUGUACUUCAGACGGCAAAUGUUCUAAUGGGUGCAGAGAUGGAUGGGAAGGAGAAAGAUGUGAUAAACCGAUAUGCCAAGGAGGAUGUGGUAAUGGCGAGUGUUUAUUUCCCGAUUAUUGUGGAAAUUGUGGCGGAAAAUCAUACAUAAGCCCGAAUUGUAUUGACAUUCGCAUUCGUGGACUGAAAGCUGCUGCCGUGUCUUUGGCCAUUCUAUCUGUCAUUCUCAUCUUUAUCGACUUUUUUAGUGAGCUCAGCCGACGCGUAUCUACAUGAGUAUUUGGCUUAUCGAAGCUACGUGGGAAAUUUAACAGAACUUUGAACUGUGGCUUGUCGAUAUAUUUGUCUGUUGGCCGAUUUGAAAUACUUAUAUUUUUAAAAUCAUACAACUUUUCUAAAAAACUAUGGAUUUUAACGGGGUAUUUUAGCCGCAUCGAUAUAUCAGUUCAUUAGAUUAUUUUAAUAAAAGGUAUUCGUCUAACUCUAGAUUCAUUCAUGUUUAUAACAGGAAAACUAUAAAUGACUGAAGGAUGAACAAAGUGGGCUGUACAGAUAACACAAUCUCAUUAAAUAUGAUAUAAAAACCGGUUUUCGUUUUGUUCGUUUCUUUA
Styela clava is the source of this 927-nucleotide messenger RNA. RefSeq lists its product as uncharacterized. The record is from RefSeq and is a predicted model, not a curated record. Lineage: Eukaryota; Metazoa; Chordata; Ascidiacea; Stolidobranchia; Styelidae.